This is a messenger RNA of Drosophila kikkawai, 719 nucleotides long. Its product is annotated as tetratricopeptide repeat protein 36 homolog. Gene Ontology annotation, molecular function: protein binding. Gene Ontology annotation, biological process: cilium assembly. The record is from RefSeq and is a predicted model, not a curated record. NCBI's taxonomy places the organism in Eukaryota, Metazoa, Arthropoda, Insecta, Diptera, Drosophilidae.
UAUAUCACAUCGGAUAAUGCCGCAGGCCAAUCUCAAGCUGAGUCCACAUGACCAGCAGGUGCUGGAUUCCAUCUUCAAUCCCCUCGAGCUCAGUAGCCUCCAGCCGAAUGACGCAGUGCCCGCCGAAGCCGACCUAAUAGAUCUAGAGCCCGACACGGAAGCCAUCAGGGCGUCCAGGGAGCUGGAGCUGAAGGCCAUUUGCUUGUCCGAAAAGGGGGAGCUAACGGAGGCCCUGGAGCUAUUCCGCCAGGCCUUAGAUCUGGCCCAGAGGCCCUCAGUGCUGAACAAUCGGGCUCAGGCACUACGACUGGCGCAGCGGGAUGAAGAGGCCCUGGAUGACUUAAAUAGGGCCGUAGAACUGGCUAGUCCUCAGGAGAACCGCACCAAAAGCCACGCACUUUGCCAGCGAGGGGUUCUCUAUCGCAAGCUGGAUAACUUGGAUGCAGCCCGAUCCGAUUUCGAGGCAGCAGCUCAGUUGGGCAGCAAGUUUGCCAAAGAACAGCUUGUGGAAAUCAAUCCCUUCGCAGCCCUGUGCAAUCAGAUGCUUCGACAGGCCUUCGAUCAGCUUAAGUGAAUUAUAGUUCACCAGACACUAGAAACUAAAGAAAGAUGCUUGAAUUCCCGAUAUUAUAUAUAAUGGUUGCCGUAAUUUUAUAUAAUAUGAAAAGCCUAAUUAGAUUAUGAAAAAAGAAAAUAAAAAAUACCAAUUAAAAAUUCGA